AUGAAUUUAUCAAAAAAUGGUUAUUCAUAUAUAUUUCCAUACAGUUAUAUAGAGUGGAAAAAACUUGUCAUUGAGGUAAGAGAAGAUAAGUGUUACAAAAAUUUAGAAGAAAAAAAUGAUAUGAAAUUAAUUUAUGAAACUUUAAUCAAUGAUAUUCAAAGUACAUUCAACAAAUUACCACUACUUCCUGAACUUUUAUGGUAUUAUGAAGUUAAUUAUAUAUUUGAAAAAGGGGUAAUUGGUGUGUUAUGGCAUGACAUCAUCCUCAAUGAAGAUUAUUUUUUUGAAAAUGAAAAAAGAAUAAAAAAUUUUUUAUUUAAUAUUAUACAUUCAGGGUCUUUUAAUUCAGAGGAUGAAAAAGAUAAAUGGAAAAUUUUGUAUGUUGGUUAUUGUUUAAUAAAAAUAUACCAUCUAACAAAAGAUGGUAAAUUUGAUGAAAUUAAAAAAGAUUAUGACAAAAUUAAGGAACUUUUAAAAAUAUGUGAUAAUGGUUUGAUAAUUGGAUAUGAUUUAGGAAAAAAAUAUCUUGCUGAGUGUGCAAAUUUUUUACAUAACUUUUUACCAAUACCACCAGAGUAUAAAGAAAAUAUUAAUAAGGAAAUAUUAUUACCUAAAGAAGAGUCAAAUACAAUAACAAUUCCAACAAUAAAUGUUGAGGAUGAAGAAACCUUUCUAAUAGAAUAUUUUUUAAAAUCUAAACCAGUUAUUAUAAAAGAAUAUGUAAAUAAAUGGAAUGCUUUUAAUAAAUGGAAUCAUAAAUUUUUUUACCAAUCAUUUUAUUAUCGUUCAAUUCCAGUGGAGUAUGGAGAAAGUUACAUUUCUUCUGAUUAUAAUUCUAAAGUUAUUACAUUUGGAGAGUACCUAAAAACAACAAAUAAUACAGGUUACCUAGCACAACAUAAUAUUUUUCAUCAAAUACCAAAAUUGAAGGAUGAUAUAAUGAUAACAAGUUUAAUAUUUUGUGAUUCAAUUACCUCAGAUUAUAGUGAUGUUGAUAUGAAUAUAUUUUUAGGUAAACCAAAAUCAUACUCUCCUUUACAUCAAGAUCCAAGGCAUAAUUUUUUUUGUCAGAUUAAUGGAAUGAAAUUUGUUCGUUUAAUAUCAAAUAAAUAUGAUAAAACAAAACAAUUAUACUGUUUUGAUGAUGAUACUACUAACAAAAAUAGUAGUAAGGUAAAUAUAUUUAAUAUUGAUAAAAAAUUAUAUCCAAAUAUAAGUGAUGUUGUUUUUGAGGAUUAUUUAAUGAAACCUGGAGAUUGUCUUUUUAUUCCUAGAGGAUACUUUCAUGCAAUGUAUGGACUAACAAAUAAUAUUUCUUUAUCACAAUGGUUUGGUGAUACUUUAUUUUAA
Messenger RNA from Strongyloides ratti, 1350 nucleotides. Its product is annotated as Lysine-specific demethylase 8. Bases 1 to 1350 code for a protein of 449 amino acids. Gene Ontology annotation, molecular function: 2-oxoglutarate-dependent dioxygenase activity. The transcript is spliced from 3 exons. Lineage: Eukaryota; Metazoa; Nematoda; Chromadorea; Rhabditida; Strongyloididae. The record is from RefSeq and is a predicted model, not a curated record.